UUCACCUUCUUCGAAGGUCUCAAUGCCAAUCUUGGCCUUAUUCUCGCGGCGUCUGCGCGGAAUACUCGGACGUCUGCCGUGACACGGCGUUGGGCGCAUCAAGAAAUGAAAGCACAUUACCAUCGCGUCGCGCGCGAGCUGACGGACAAGGACAACGGAUGGCAUCUCGGUGCCGUGCACAUGAAAGCCGAGCAAGUCCUUGAUUUCCGCAUCGAGGACAUGGCUGCGCGAAUGCGGUCCUGGCUCCCGAACUAUGGGAACUCAUCGCGUUCCUCUGUCAGGCCGAGAGCUCUGGACUGGCCUAGGGAGGGAGAUCCGAGAAUCAAACUCUCAGUCCGGAUGAGCUGGAGUUGUGGCGGGAACUUGAACUCGGCGGAGGCGAUGUUCGAGAAGGCGCCGAUCCUCAGCUCCUGCGAAGGAUGCUCGCUUUGCCUUCGCAGAAGACAGUAGUUAUACUGUCUGUAAUCAUGCACUCGCUCAAUCAGCAAUGCAACGCGUUCGCUGCCGUCAACGCGAUCUUCUUCCAUUCCUGCAAUACACCUGACAAGGUCAUCAAGGCACUUGCACAUAUGGGCAUCUCAAUCUCACCGUCUUCUAUCAAUAAUGCCGUUCACUCACUGUCCCGAGAGAGUGCGAGAAAUGUUCGCCAGCUCGGGCAGUCCCUCCGCGCGAUGCUCGCAUACGACAACUGUGAGCUAACACUCAGGACCAUGACACCUACGAUCGAGAAUCGGGGAUCGACUCGUCACCUUACAUCAGGGCUCAUCAUCAAGCUCGAACAUGGUGUCCAGCCUGACGACCUACGCUGCUCACGUAGGCUAUGGGAGACCUCGUGGCUCAAUCCCAGUGUCCUC
Molecule: messenger RNA, 854 nt
Organism: Fomitopsis serialis
Lineage: Eukaryota; Fungi; Basidiomycota; Agaricomycetes; Polyporales; Fomitopsidaceae
Exons: 2
Source: RefSeq, a predicted model, not a curated record